UCUCACUCUCUCUCUCUCUCUAAUUUAUCAAUCUAUUAUUACAUUGAAAAUGGAUUUUCAUUUUGAUCUAAACUUUACAGAAGAAUCCUCUUCUUUGCCAUCCACAAUCUCCCUCUUGUUCUUCUCCUUUACCUUCAUCUUCUCCAUCUUUUCUCUCUCUCUCUAUAUCUUGCGGCUGAGGCCGUGGUGCAACUGCGACCUCUGCCGCUCCUAUCUCUCCUCAGCCUGGUCGGAGUCGUUCCCAAACCUCUCCGACUGGUACGCAGACCUCCUACGUCGCUCACCUUCUGCUACGAUCCACCUCCACGUCCUCUCGAACCUCGUCACCGCGAAUCCGGACAACGUGGAGCACAUCCUCAGCUCCAACUUCCAAAACUACCCAAAGGGGCAGCCAUUCUCCUCACUCCUAGGCGACCUCCUCGGCCACGGCAUCUUCAACGUGGAUGGCGACACGUGGCGCUUCCAGCGUAAGAUGGCCAGCCUGGAGCUGGGCAGCGUGGCAGUCCGGUCCCACGCUUUCGAGAUCGUGUGGGCCCAGAUUCGAACAAGGCUGAUCCCGGUGAUGUCUGCAGCGGCGAUGGCGACGGCGGUGGACUUGCAGGACGUGUUCCGUCGGUUCUCGUUCGACGUGAUCUGUAGAUUCUCGUUCGGGGUGGACCCAGGAUGUCUGCGGCUGUCGAUGCCGGUGUCGGAGUUUGCGGUGGCGUUCGACGUGGCGUCGAGGGUGUCGGCGGAGAGGGCGAUGGGGACGUGGCCGGUGAUGUGGAGGAUUAAGAGGGCGCUUAAUUUGGGGUCGGAGAGGAGGCUGAAGGAAGCUAUUAAGAUUGUUAAUGGGCUAGCUGAAGAGGUCAUUCGCCACCGCCGCCAAAUUGGCUUCUCCGGUCGGAAUGAUCUUCUUUCAAGAUUCAUGGCUUCCACUCAUGAUGAUCGAUAUCUCCGGGAUAUAGUGGUGAGCUUCCUCCUGGCUGGACGGGACACGGUGGCGUCGGCGUUGACCAGCUUCUUCUGGCUCCUGGCCCAGCACCCGGAAGUAGAGGCUAAAAUUCUGUCCGAGUCGGACCGGGUCAUGGGUCCGGACCGGGACGCGGCGGCGAGUUUCGAGAAUCUCCGAGACAUGCACUACCUCCACGCGGCGGUCUACGAGAACAUGCGCCUCUUCCCCCCGGUCCAGUUCGACUCCAAGUUUGCCGUCGAUGAUGACGUCCUCCCGGACGGCACCUUCGUCCACAAGGGCACAAGGGUAACUUACCACCCCUACGCCAUGGGUCGGAUGGACCGGAUCUGGGGACCCGAUUGCCUCCGCUUCAACCCGGACCGUUGGUUGAACAAUGGUUGCUUCUCUCCCGAAAACCCAUUUAAGUUCCCGGUUUUCCAGGCCGGUCUAAGGGUCUGUUUGGGCAAGGAACUGGCGGUGAUGGAUAUUAAGAGCGUCGCGGUGGCUCUGGUUCGAAAGUUUCAAAUCCGGUUGGACAAACCCGACCGAGUUGCCCGAUUUGCUCCCGGUCUAACGGCUAGUUGGAGGGGUGGGUUGCCCGUUCGAAUUCAAGAAAGAACACCAAAUUAAUUUCCGGUUUGAGGAAAUUUAACUUGUAAUGUACAAAUUAAUGUUACAUACCUUUAUAAAUUAUUUCAAAUGGGGUAUUAGCAUUUUUGUGCUUUUUAGAUCAAAUGGGUCAAGAUAGAUUGACCUAAUCCUCCUCUAGUUAAUUAGUAUACAUCACAAAUGUAAUUUAUAUUUUGAAAUCUUUAUUUUAUGUUCGAACAAAAUU
Momordica charantia (bitter melon) is the source of this 1769-nucleotide messenger RNA. It is a transcript of the gene CYP94C1, whose product is annotated as cytochrome P450, family 94, subfamily C, polypeptide 1. NCBI's taxonomy places the organism in Eukaryota, Viridiplantae, Streptophyta, Magnoliopsida, Cucurbitales, Cucurbitaceae. Gene Ontology annotation, molecular function: monooxygenase activity; iron ion binding; heme binding. The record is from RefSeq and is a predicted model, not a curated record.